UUUCCUCUCCCAGCAAGAGGCUGCCCUUGAUUUCCUUUCCCUGCUGUCUCACCAAAAUAUCCUGAAAAUUCUCCAUUUCAGGCACCCUGAUUACAUCCCCCACUCUGCAUCAAAGGCAGAAAAUUAUCAGCCACUCCAAAUAAAGCAGCAGCUGCUCGGGUUUAACUCCUGAAUGUCACUUCCAGCACAGCUGAUGCAUCCCAGGAUUACAGGGGAGUGUUUAUUCCUGCAGGAAUCCCUUUGGAUUUCCAGGGAAGGGACAAGUUCCGAGAUCAGGUGAGAAAGGAAGGAGAAUCAGACUUGAAAAACAAAAAUCCAGGUUGUAGGUGGGACCUGAGUCCUGUAAAAAAAUCCAUGGGAGCACUCAAGGGAUCAGAUCAAACCUCAGCAGAGGAAACAGCAUCAACAGCCUGGGAAUUCCAGGUUUAGGCAUUGUGGUUUUAGAAGAAAAUUUGGUUUUUUUAUACACCAGGCCAUUCAAUUGACAUUGAUUUUCUUCAGGCAGAGGAAAAAUCAGUAUCAGGCUCAGUCUGAGCUGCUUAAUUACAAUUAGAACACAAAGCUGGGUGAAAAACUGUCCCAAAAUCAGCUUUAGGAAUUGUCUGCUACAAAACCAAGGGGUUCAUUAGAGCUGAUUUCCUUUUCUCCAUGGGCAAAGUGCUUUAGGCAAAGGACUGUCACUGUGAAAGCGCAGGUUGGAGAUGCAGAGUGAUAAAAAAAGAAUGGGGAAGAUAAGGAAAAGCAGGAAUUGUGUCCAAAAUGACACGAGGAAUGAAGGUGGUGCCACCCACAAAGCAGCAGAGGCUGUUCAGGAAAAACAGACAGAUUAUUAAAUGUGGUAAUAUUUAAUAAUGGGGUUUUCAAACCCAGGUUAAAUAGAGUCUGGUGGAGCAGCUGCUGGCUUUGGGUUUGGAUAAAGCAGCCCAGGACUGUCCCUGGAUUCCAACUGGGAAAAAGCACAGGAGGCCCCAGGGGUCCCUCCUCUCCCCUCCCCUUUUGUCACACACAGGCAGAAACACCCAGGUUUUUCUCCCAUUUACUUCCAGAGGAAAGGAACACAGAGCUUCAAUGUACAGCAUUCCAUGGGGGAACUGUGAGCUGCAGCCUCCCCCCUCCCCUGGCAGGAGCCUGCACUGCUGAGUGGUGACAGAGGGGACGCAGCCCCUGGGGACACAUCCAGGGACACCCCUGGUGCUGGGGACAUCCCCUGGGACACCCCCCGGCCCUGGGCUGAAAUGAUCGCCAGGAGAGGAAAUUCCAGCCCCCACUGCCAUCAUCCCAAACUGCCCCUGAGGGAUGGAGGGUGGAGAGGCAGUGGGGAAGUGCUGGGACACAUCCCAGUGGUGCAGGAACACACUCCCAGUGCAGGAAUACAUUCCCAGUGCAGUGGGAUACAUUCCCAGUGCAGGAAUACAUUCCCAGUGCUGCUGGAAUACAUUCCCAGUGCUGCAGGGAUACAUUCCCAGUGGUACUGGGACACAUUCCCAGUGCAGGAACACACUCCCAGUGCAGGAAUACAUUCCCAGUACUGGAUACAUUCCCAGUGGUGCAGGGAUGCAUUCCCAGUACAGGAAUACAUUCCCAGUGGUGCAGGGAUACAUUCCCAGUGGUGCAGGGAUACAUUCCCAGUGGUGCAGGGAUGCAUUCCCAGUACAGGAAUACAUUCCCAGUGCAGGGAUGCAUUCCCAGUGGUACUGGGAUACAUUCCCAGUGCAGGAAUACAUUCCCAGUGGUGCAGGGACACAUUUCAAAUGCAGGAAUAUAUUCCGAGUGGUACUGGGAUACAUUCCCAGUGCAGGAAUACAUUCCCAGUGGUGCACGGACACAUUCCCACUGCAGGAAUACAUUCCCAGUGGUGCGGGGAUGCAUUCCCAGUACAGGAAUACAUUCCCAGUGGUGCAGGGAUACAUUCCCAGUGGUGCAGGGAUGCAUUCCCAGUACAGGAAUACAUUCCCAGUACAGGAAUACAUUCCCAGUGCAGGAACACACUCCCAGUUGCCCUGGGUUGAUGUUAUGGCCAGCUCCUCUCCCUGCCCCCGCCACGGAGCUGCCUGCUGCCCUGGCGGCCCCGGCCCCUCCCCGAGCCGCUGUGGGGUGUUGCUGUUUGCUCCCCUGGCUUUUCACCCUGCUGGCUACCCCGGCUGCCCCUCCUUCUCUCUCCCUUCUUCCCCUCACCCCCCAAGAUCAGCACCGGCCCUGGAGGACGGAUCUGAGCCUCAGAGGCUCCCUCUUUAAGCCUGCUAAAGCAGCUCUCUGCCCUUCCCAGCGAAGAGGAAGAUCGUCUCUCACUUGGUGAAAACUCUUCUUGUCAUCUGGGUCUGUGCUGGGAAGUGUUUUCUCUUGUAUUUUGUCAAUAAAUAAGUUUUUUCCACUUUCCCCUGAGGAGAAUUCUUUCCGAGCCCGGUGAAGGAAGGAAUUGUGGGGGGUAUACUCUCUGGGGGGGCUCUUUUGGAGGUCUUUCCCCAGAUUUGUCCUAAACUGGGACAAAUAUAUUUAGUGGCCCGUACGGGGAAACCAGGAAAAAAGUGGAAAAAACUUUAUUCUAAUGAUAUUUUGCUUUCAACUGUUGGUAUUGGUAUGUCUACUGAACCAUAAUGUCAUUUGUUGUGGGAGCCUGCCUGUAUGUGUGGUCGUUAGGUUUCUUUGAAGUGUUAAUACCGCUGUGGUCCUUGGGUUUGUUUGCCCAUCCGGAGAUGGCUCCAGUGUUGUCUCUAAUACGUAGUUUUUGUAUUAAAGGGGUGUUAACAAAAAUACUCAUCUGGCUAGGUUUGGUGGUAAUGGUAUGCAGGAGGAUUAUAAGAAUGUUGGAAUCUGCCACAGGAAUGUAUAAUUCAUGGUUUGUGCUGUUUAUUAGAGGGGAAGCAGGCACAGGUUUCCUGCCUUUGUUUCCUUUUCUCUCCUCUGAAUCAGUUACAUCUUUAUUAGAAAACGUUCAGAUCUCCCUGAAUAUUAAGGAAACCAUCUUUCUGGCAAAUAAUUUAGUGAGUUUUUGUUACACUGUCUGCAGUUUAUAUAGAAU
This is a messenger RNA of Ficedula albicollis (Collared flycatcher), 3019 nucleotides long. RefSeq lists its product as uncharacterized. Lineage: Eukaryota; Metazoa; Chordata; Aves; Passeriformes; Muscicapidae. The coding region runs from base 1297 to 2235 and encodes 312 amino acids. The record is from RefSeq and is a predicted model, not a curated record. The transcript is spliced from 4 exons.